Gastrolobium bilobum is the source of this 2280-nucleotide messenger RNA. Its product is annotated as zinc finger BED domain-containing protein RICESLEEPER 1-like. Gene Ontology annotation, molecular function: protein dimerization activity; DNA binding. The record is from RefSeq and is a predicted model, not a curated record. NCBI's taxonomy places the organism in Eukaryota, Viridiplantae, Streptophyta, Magnoliopsida, Fabales, Fabaceae. The coding region runs from base 157 to 2142 and encodes 661 amino acids. The transcript is spliced from 2 exons.
UCCCUUACUUUCUUCACAGUCACUAUAUAUAAAAGAACUAAACCUUCCAAUUAACGCAUUUGAGUGUGCCCUAUCAUCGCUAUUCUUCUACUGUUUGCAUUAAACAACUCCUGAAAUUCAAAGACACACACUGCAUCGUGCGUUACGGUUCGUGUGAUGGACUUGUCAGAUGCUGUAAUUGUCAAAUCCAGUAGGUUGAAAUCUGUUGUAUGGAAUGAUUUUGAUAGGAUCAAAAAAGGCGAUACCUGUGUGGCUGUUUGUAGGCAUUGCAAGAAGAAACUGAGUGGAUCAAGUACGAGUGGAACAUCACAUUUAAGGAACCAUUUAAUCAGGUGUCAGAGAAGGUCUAACCAUGGUAUAGCACAAUACAUUACAACGAGAGAAAAGAGAAAGGAAGGGACUGUCACAAUUGCAAAUUUCAAUUUUGAUAAAGAUCAGAAAAAAGAUGAAUCCCUUAACCUUGUGAAUAUUAAAUUUGAGCAGGAGCAAUCAAAAGAUGAAACUGUCAAUACUGGAAACAGUAACUUUGAUCAAAGGCGGAGUCGAUUUGAUAUCGCUCGCAUGAUUAUUCUACAUGGAUAUCCCUUGGCUAUGGUUGAUCAUGUGGGUUUCAGAGUAUUUGUAAAAAAUCUACAGCCAUUGUUUGAGCUAGUGACGUUGAAUAGGGUUGAGGGUGACUGUGUUGAGAUUUAUGAGAAAGAGAAACAAAAGAUGAAUGAGAUGUUGGAUAAAUUGCCUGGGAAAAUCAGCCUUAGUGUUGACAUGUGGACUGCUAUGUGUGAUUCUGAGUAUCUGUGUUUGACAGCAAAUUAUAUAGAUGAAUCAUGGUUGUUGAGGAGGAGGAUUUUAAAUUUUAUCAUGAUUGGUCCUUCCUAUACUGAAGACAUGCUUUCGGAAGCUAUCAUGACUUGUCUGAUGGAUUGGGAUAUUGACCGUAAGUUGUUCUCCAUUGUAUUAGAUAGUUCUUCCAGUGAUAAUAUUGCUAUAAGAAUCGGUGAACGACUUUCGCAAAACAGGUUUCUUUAUUGUAAUGGUCAAUUAUUUGAUAUUCGCUGUGUUACAAAUGUUCUUAAUGUCAUGGUUUGGCAUGCUUUGGGAGCUAUCAGUGGAAUAGUCAAUAAGAUUCGAGAAAGUAUUCGAUAUAUUAAAAGUUCACAAACAGUACAGGCAAAGUUCAAUGGGAUGGCUAAAGAAGUUGGGAUCAUGAAUAAAAAAUGCUUAUAUUUAGAUAAUCCAUUGAGAUGGGAUUCCACGUAUUCAAUGCUUGAAGUUGCCUUAGAAUUCAGGGAUGUUUUUAUUCUUUUGCAAGAAAAUGAUGAUGCCUAUACAACCAGUUUAUCUGAUGUUGAAUGGGAGAGAGUCACUGCCGUAACUAGCUACUUGAAACUUUUUGUUGAGGUUACAAAUGUUUUCACUAGGGGCAAGUAUCCAACUGCAAAUAUAUAUUUCCCUGAGCUCUGUGAUGUUAAGUUGCAUUUGAUCGAAUGGUGCAAAAAUUCAGAUGAACAUAUUAGUUCUUUGGCAUUAAGAAUGAGAAGCAAGUUUGAUGAAUAUUGGGAGAAAUGUAGCUUAGGGUUGGCAGUUGCAACCAUGUUGGAUCCUAGAUUCAAGAUGAAAUUGGUAGAAUAUUACUAUCCACAAAUCUAUGGUAGCACUUCUGGUGGUCGCAUUGAUGAGGUUCUUGAGGGUGUGAAGGCUCUAUACAAUGAACAUUCGAUAUGCUCCCCAUUAGCUUUCAAUGAUCAGGGUAUGGACUGGCAAGUUGGCAGUGGUCCACUUUGCUUACCCAGUUCUGCAAAGGACUCUAGGGAUAGACUGAUGGGGUUUGACAAAUUCCUCAAUGAAACUUCUCCGGAUGAAGAUGUAAAAUCCGAUCUAGACAAGUACUUAGAAGAGCCUCUCUUUCCACGCAAUGUUGAUUUCAGCAUUUUAAAUUGGUGGAAAGUCCACACUCCCAGGUAUCCUAUCUUAUCCAUGAUGGCACGAAAUCUUUUAGGAAUUCCAAUGUCAAAAGUUCCACCAGAGUUGGCAUUUAAUAAUAGUGGAAGAGUCCUUGAUCGUGAUUGGAGCUCACUCAAUCCUGCUACUGUCCAAGCUUUGGUGUGUUCACAAGAUUGGAUUCGGAGUGAAUUGGAAAAUUAGGAAUUGCCUCUACCCUGCAUUCUAACUCUAUAUCGCCAUUAUAAGUUACUUCUUCUAACUGUCAAUUCUCUUGACCUUUUGUAUGUCAGAUUCUAUUCUGUCCACAGCCUUAUGCAACUUAGAUUUGAAAGUUGGUUU